This is a messenger RNA of Oppiella nova, 535 nucleotides long. NCBI's taxonomy places the organism in Eukaryota, Metazoa, Arthropoda, Arachnida, Sarcoptiformes, Oppiidae. The record is from the annotation of a GenBank genome assembly.
CACUCAUUCAUCCGAUUAUGCAUUCAUUUCACACUCAACACAAUCAAUUGAACCAUUGAUUCAUACGGUUAUCAUUUGACGUGAGGGUGCGGUGGAGGUGUGGUGACCAGUGAUGUACUUAUACAACCUAACCCUCCAGAGGGCGUCUGGUGUGGUGCAUGCAGUUCACGGCAGUUUCGCCGGCACUAAGCAGCAGGAGAUCGCUGUGGCGAAGGGAAAGGUGUUGGAACUGCUCAGACCUGAUGUGAAUACCGGCAAAAUCCAUACAUUGCUUUCGGUCGAAGUGUUUGGUGUCAUCCGAUCGAUGCUCACCUUUCGGCUGACGGGCGGCUCUAAAGACUAUUUGGUGAUCGGAUCCGAUUCCGGGCGUAUCGUUAUUCUCGAGUAUUUGCCCCAAAAGAAUGUCUUCGAUAAGGUGCAUCAGGAGACCUUUGGCAAGAGUGGUUGUCGUCGUAUAGUUCCCGGACAGUUCUUGGCUACUGAUCCCAAAGGACGGGCUGUUAUGAUAAAUAUAUUUGAAGCCAAAUAUAGUUAA